Molecule: messenger RNA, 2243 nt
Organism: Xenopus laevis (African clawed frog)
Lineage: Eukaryota; Metazoa; Chordata; Amphibia; Anura; Pipidae
Gene: lmod2.L
Product: leiomodin-2
Exons: 3
Coding region: 126-1778 (550 amino acids)
Biological process (GO): myofibril assembly; actin filament organization; actin cytoskeleton organization
Cellular component (GO): striated muscle thin filament; myofibril; cytoskeleton
Molecular function (GO): tropomyosin binding; actin binding
Source: RefSeq, a predicted model, not a curated record
UCUUCUUUCUGACCAGUUGCUGUUCACACGAGAUCCAGAAAACUUAUCAUAUCACAGUAUCUUUCUCCUAGGAUAAUUGUUAGUCAGGUCUGGUUUUUCCAGAACCUUGAACUCUAUAAGGGACCAUGUCUUCUUUUGGAUACCGCAGAGAGAUCAGUAAAUAUGAAGAUAUUGAUGAAGAUGAGCUACUGGCCUCAUUAACAGCAGAGGAGUUGCAGGAAUUGGAGAGGGAGCUGGAGGAUAUUGAGCCUGAUCGUAAUCUCCCUGUUGGAAUGAGGCAAAAAAGUCUAACGGAAAAAUCUCCAACUGCAAAUUUUAGCAGAGAGGCAUUAAUGGCUUAUUGGGAAAAGGAGACCAAAAAAUUAAUGGAGAAGGAGCAACUUGGUGCAUGUGAUAAGACUCAUAAGGAUGAAGAAGAUGGAAGUGAAGAAGAAGAUUUUGUAGGAAGUAACAGUGAGGUUUCUGAAGAGGUUUAUACAGAAGAAGAUGAAGAUGAGGAAGAGGAGGAGGAGGAAGAGGAGGAGGAGGAGGAGAGGGAAGAGGAGGUGGAAACAGAAAGUGAUGAGGAAGAAAUUAACCAUGAAGAAGAAACCAUUGAAGCUAGAAGUAGUUCUGACAGCAUCCCAACAAUAAGAAUCAACGGACUCAAUGAUAAUAAAGCCUCAUCCAAUGGUUACAAUGGCAUUGGUGCAAAAUAUGGCAAACAAACCAAUGAGCUUCCAAGCAAUAAAGCAGCUUCUGGCCUUGCUGGCUCCAACCCGACAGUUAUAGAUGAUGCUCUAGAAAAUAUUAAAAACAAUGACCCAGACACUUUGGAAGUCAAUCUAAAUAACAUAGAGAACAUCACAUCAGAGACACUUAUAUCCUUUGCACUAGGUCUGAAAGAAAACACAAACGUUAAAGUAUUUAGCUUGGCUAACACACAUGCCGAUGACAAUGUUGCAAUAGCAAUUUCUAAUAUGCUUCGAGUCAAUCGAAGUAUUACAAGUCUAAACAUAGAAUCUAACUUUAUCACAGGAAAAGGCAUACUAGCUAUUAUGAGGGCUUUGCAGUACAGCAAUAAUGUGCUGACAGAACUGAGAUUCCAUAACCAGAGGCAUAUCAUGGGAAGUCAGGUGGAGAUGGAAAUAGCAAAAUUGCUCAAAGACAAUACUAGCGUUAUAAAAUUAGGCUAUCACUUUGAGCUGGCAGGACCACGUAUGUCUAUGACAAGUAUUCUGACAAGGAAUAUGGAUAAACAAAGACAGAAAAGGAUGCAGGAGCAAAAAGAAUCUGGUUAUGAUCCCAACUCUAACCUCAGUACCAAAACUCUGCAAAGAGGAACACCAGGGGCCUCACCAUAUUCUUCCCCUAGAGGUUCACCAUGGGCUUCUCCAAAAAUAACUAGAAAGGUUCAGCCUGAAAACACAUCAACACCUUCACCACCACCACCACCACCACCUCCACCACCUCCUCCUCCUUCAAUUUUUCCAAUAGUUCAGCAGGAAAAGAAAGUUCCCAGCAGAAAUAUUGCAGAAGUUAUCAAACAACAUGAAUUAUCUGCAAAAAAACAGCAAAAUGGGCAUAAAAAAACAAAAGGGAAAAAAAGUAAAAAGGAACAGAAUAAUAUUUUGAAAGAGAUAAAAAAUUCUUUGAGAUCAAUCGCUGAAAUGAAACCAGAAGAGGUGUCCAGGCCCUCAACACCCCAGAGAUCUCUACAUGAUAAUCUUAUGGAUGCAAUUAGAGGGAGCAGCGUGAAACAGCUGAAGAAGGUGGAUGUUCCAAAAUCCCUUCAAUAAGUUCCGAACUCUACAAGAAAAAUCAACUGAAUGCUGCUGCAGAGAAUCUUUUUCCCCAUUAAGCAUAUGUACUCUGACAAAAUGCAUUUUGGGUUUAGCACGGCACAUGGUUGUUAAAAGAACAUUUGUAAAUAUUGAAUACACUUUUUUAUUUGAAAAAUUUCCUUUUCUGUGUACUAUAAAAUUGUUUUUUUUAUGUAUGUUGGAUAAUUAUCACAAGUUAUUUUGCACUAAAAAGAUUUGUUUCCAUGUUUUUUUAUUUUUGAAAAUACUAAGGACAAAUAUGAAAUAAAGGUGUUUUUUGUUUCCUUUGUUUUUUGAAAGCUAAAACAUGGACUAAUACAAAGUUCCAUAAAAAAAAGCAUUUCUUGCUUAUAAGUUUGCAAAAUAUCUGAAAUCAUUUUCGAGUAGCAUUUUGUUGCAAAUACGUGUUUUUUACUAAAUGUAUUAAAAGAAUUAAUAUAA